Messenger RNA from Scophthalmus maximus (turbot), 3519 nucleotides. RefSeq names its product matrix metalloproteinase-17-like. The transcript has 12 exons. Gene Ontology annotation, molecular function: zinc ion binding; metalloendopeptidase activity. NCBI's taxonomy places the organism in Eukaryota, Metazoa, Chordata, Actinopteri, Pleuronectiformes, Scophthalmidae. Gene Ontology annotation, biological process: collagen catabolic process; extracellular matrix organization; proteolysis. The record is from RefSeq and is a predicted model, not a curated record. Bases 440 to 2242 code for a protein of 600 amino acids. Gene Ontology annotation, cellular component: extracellular matrix.
GGUCAUAUGGCUGAUGUGUCAUAUACCUUCAAUCUCCAAGCAGAGAACAAUUCCUCAAUUGGGUUCCGAGAAGGAGAGUAUGCAGGGAGGAAUGGCGACAUGCUAAGGCGCUGUGCUGCAAACCAUUCUUGCACAAGGCGAGAGCGGUGGAAGGCGACUCCGUCCCACGCAGUUGCCAGGCGCCAAAGCAUCUUCGGGUUGAACCUGUCUUUCAGCCGGUGCAUCAAAGAAAUGAGGAAUGAGGAAUUCUGCAUCGUAUGGGCCAAUAGUAGAAGCCGUGCUGUGAGACACAUAAUAUUCAUACGCUACAAUUAUCAUAACGGCGUGUCUGCGAAGAGGCCAACUGGGACUGGAAGCUGUGAAGAUUUUAAGCCUCAAGACAGCAGAAGGUGUCGGCGUCUUGAGCCCUGCAGGAUCAGCCUGUCACAUUAGGGGCAUCAUGGUUUCUCCUGCUCGUCACAAGUGGAUGAGGAAUAUUCCUGCGGAGAGGCUGCUGCUGCUGCUGCUGCUGGUGCCGAUGCUGUGGCUGUUACCUGCGACCGGAGCGGCUCCUCCUCUGACCGCCGAGCAGCUGGACACAGGGGUGGACUGGCUGAGCAGGUUUGGCUACCUCCCGCCCCCUGACCCGGUGACCGGGCAGCUCCAGACCAAGGAGGCGCUGGCCAACGCCAUCAAAGCCAUGCAGAGGUUCGGAGGGCUGAAGGAGACCGGAGUCUUAGACCAAGCCACACUGGGUCUGAUGAAACAACCCAGAUGUUCUCUGCCAGAUGUGCCCGAAGCCGAGGGGACGAUGGGCCGCAGGAAACGAAGCCUCACUCCCCAGAACAAAUGGAAUAAAAGGCAUCUGUCCUGGAGGGUGAGGACCUUCCCCAAGGAUUCGGCCGUACUGGGCAGGGACACUGUUCGAGCCCUGAUGUACUACGCCCUGAAGGUGUGGAGCGACAUCGCGCCGCUCAACUUCCACGAGGUGGCCGGCAGCGACGCGGACAUUCAGAUCGACUUCACCAAGGCCGACCACAAUGACGGAUAUCCGUUUGAUGGGCCGGGGGGCACCGUGGCACACGCGUUCUUCCCCGGAGAGCGGUUCACCGCCGGGGACACGCACUUCGACGACGACGAGGCGUGGACCUUCAGGUCACCGGACUCCCAUGGGAUGGAUCUGUUUGCGGUCGCCGUCCACGAGUUCGGUCAUGCCAUCGGCCUGGUCCACACCUCGGCCACGGAGUCCAUCAUGAGGCCGUACUACCAGGGUCCCGUGGGAGACCCCCUGAAAUACGACCUGCCCUACGAGGACAAGGUCCGCGUCUGGCAGCUCUACGGUGUCAGAGACUCGGUGUCCCACACAAACCGACCGGGCAGCUCCUCCCAGACGGCCGAGCCCCCGGUGCUGCUCGACCUGCCCGAGAACAGAUCCACCGUCCUGCUGGCGCAAGAUGCCCCGGACAGAUGCUCCAGUCACUUUGAUGCAGUGGCCCAGAUACGGGGGGAGGCUUUCUUUUUCAAAGGAAAGUACUUCUGGCGACUGACUCGAGAGAAGCACCUGGUGUCUCUGCGUCCCGCGCAGAUCCAUCGCUUCUGGAGGGGCCUCCCGACAAAUCUGGACAGUGUGGACGCCGUGUAUGAGCGACCUGGAGACCACAAGAUCGUGUUUUUUAAAGGCCUAAAGUACUGGGUGUUCAAAGACAACAUCGUGGAAGAGGGUUACCCUCGUCCGAUCAGCGACUUCGGGCUGCCCUCGGAGGGCGUGGACGCCGCCUUCGUUUGGCUCCACAACGACAAGACCUACUUCUUCAAGGACAACCACUACUGGCGCUACGACGACCACCUGCGGCGCAUGGACCCGGGCUACCCCAAAGACAGCGCGCUCUGGAAGGGGCUGCCGCCGCAGCUGGACGAUGCCAUGAGGUGGUCUGACGGCUCGUCCUAUUUCUUCAAGGGGAAGGAGUACUGGCAGGUGCCGGGCAGUGGCAUGGAGGCGGAGGCCGGGUACCCCCGCCUCGUGGCCAAGGACUGGCUGCUGUGCACCGAGAUGCAGUCGGACUCCCCCGACACGGAGGCCAAAAGCACGGAGACGCGGGUCAACGUGCAGCAUCAGCCGGACCACGCGGAGAACGGGUACGAGGUGUGCUCCUGCACCUCGGACUCCGCCUCGCCCCCGGGCGCCCGCCCCUCGCCGUCGCCCGCGUGGCUGCUGCCGCCGCUCUGGACGCUCUCGCUGGCCCUCCGCUCCGAGCUGCUAUGAUGCCAAAGCGUCGGGACAAAGUCGGUGGAAGGGCCAGUGGACACACACACACACACACACACACACACACACUCACUCACUCAACAACUGGAAUAUUUUUAUUCUCAUUAUAUCAUUUGGAAUCUUUUUUUAUUUUUUUUCUUGCAGAAUUUUGCUGUUAUUUAUUUGACAUGUCAUCUGGCGGGCACUGCCAACUGAAACCACUCACGCUGUUGGACCAUAUUUUGUAUUGAAUGGUCAAACUGCCUUAUCCCUGCGAGGACAGGGGCCAUUGAUUCAUUCUCCUCAUGAGCAGCGAGUUUUGCGGCAGCGACGUCUCGCACGCAGACGGAUCAAGCGGCCGUCCUUGGGCCGCAGGCGGGUGCAAAGGUGAACGGAAUGCAAACACACACUUGUUGCCUACUCCACGAAAUUACAGCAGGGUCACUUCACUGAGAUUAGCACACAAACUGUCUAAAAGUAAACAUGAUCACACUCAUCUGACUUUACAUGUGGCUCAUUUCUUUAUGUGAUGGAGGUGGAUGGAAUUUAAACAUUUGAAAAACUUUGAAGAGCAUUUUUGUCUGAAAGACAGUGUCAGUACAACUCCUGAUAAUCCCCACAACUAUUUGGGACUUUUUAUUUUUAUGUUUAAAAAAAAAAAGAAGAAGGUUACGAGUGUCAUUUUUUUCUUUGGCCACUGACAAGUUCCAUUCACCUCCGUUGUAUCGGAUGCCUCAAAAAAGUGGAGACGUAAAAACCCGGGACUCUUUGCGCCGCAGGGUGUACCACCACCACGGACAAGACGGGAAGAUUGGAUUUCUUUUUCUAAACUGUGGAAAUGGCCCUUUAACAGACCUCAGAAGAGGGGGGCCUGGUCUGGCUCGACUCAGGUGCUUGUGAUGAGCUUGCACCCCCCCCCCCCCCCCCCCCCCCCCCCCCCCCCCCCCGACCCACUCUUGGGUGAAGUUGUAUAUUUUUUUUUUGUGGGCCAUAGUUUUCCGAUGAAAUCUUUCCCCCUGAUCAUUUCACAUUGCUUGGAUCAGGCUGUAGAGUUUAUAGAGACGCCUCUUUGUGACGAUUUUCCUUCACAGAUCCUUCUGACGACAAGGGUUCGCAACAACGGCGCCGGGAUUUAUUCUUGCUGUAAAGAUAUAUUUACCUAUAGACUGAUAUAUUUGAGUCGAGGGGUUCUGCAGCUGCUGCAUAACCAAGUGGGCCGUGUAUAUUUUAAGCUGUAUGGUUGUUUUUUUUUAUGUAAAAUAUUUUUGUAGAAAAAUUAAAAAGAUCUGACGUCA